UAAAAGUGUCGCGGGGGGGGGGGGAGGUCCUCCCUUUCCCCUCCCUUCCUGCAAGAGGGCGAGGGGGCUGUCGUCUUCUUUGCAAAUGCUGCCUCGGCGGCGCCUUCUGCGGGCUGGCCUCCUGAGAGCACAGAUGGAUGAGCAAGACCCAGCUGGCCCUGAAGCAGGAAGAGGCCAUGCCAUGGAAACUGGAAGCCAUGGGGGAUUCUGGGAAAACUCAGUGCAGUUGGGUGAGGUGGACACUCUUCGCUCAGAUGUGCAGAGCCAGCAGUUGAGACAGUUCUGCUCCCAUGAGGCCAAAGGACCCCGAGAGGUUUGCAGCUGGUUCUACCACCUUGACCGUCAGUGGCUGAAGCCAGAAAGGCACACGAAAGCUAAGAUGUUGGACCUGGUUAUCUUGGAGCAGUUCCUGGCUGUCCUUCCAGCGGAGAUGGAGAGCUGGGUGAGGGAAUGCGGAGCGGAGACCAGUUCCCAGGCAGUGGCCCUGGCCGAAGGUUUCCUCCUGAGUCAGGCAGAGGAGAGGAAGCAGGAAAAGGAUCUGGUUGCAGAAAUGGGCUCCAAUUACUCUGAGGCAGAGAGGACUCCGUUGGACAUCAGAGAGAGUUCACUAGGUGAAAGAAGAAUGCCGGCAAGACCUCCUCACCCGUCUUUUCCUGGUGGUGGAGAGGAAGCAGCAGCUGUAGAAGCAGAUCAGGGUCCUCUGUGCUUUGAAGAUGUAGCUGUGCAUUUCACAGAGGAGGAGUGGGAGUUGUUGGAUCCUGACCAGAGAGCUUUGCAUAAGGAAGUCAUGGAGGAGAAUCUUAGGAACAUGCCCUCCCUCGGUGGUGAUGAAUUGGGAAUGAAUAACAGGGGAGAACAUGAAAAAAUCAACACAGUGCAGAAACCACAUAAAUAUGUGGAGUGUGGAGAGAGCUCUAUCACCCUUUCCACUUCUCAUCAAAUAAUUCAUAUAGGGGAGAAACCAUAUCAGUGCUUGAAAUGUGGAAAGAGCUUCAACCGGAAGGGAAGUCUCACUGCCCAUCAGAGAAUUCAUACAGUGGAGAAACCAUUUCAAUGUCAAGAGUGUGGAAAGAGCUUCAGUUGGAAGACAAAUCUCACUUCCCAUCAAAGAAUACACACAGGGGAGAAACCACAUCAGUGCUUGGAAUGUGGAAAGAACUUCUCCCGCAAGGAAAGUCUCGUUUUCCAUCUAAUAAUUCAUACAGGGGAGAAACCCUAUCAAUGUUUGGAAUGUGGAAAGAGCUUCAGUCAAAGGGGCAAUCUCACGUUCCAUCAAAGAAUCCAUACAGGGGAGAAACCCUAUCAAUGUUUGGAAUGUGGAAAGAGCUUCACCCACAAGCAAAGUCUCAAUUCCCAUCAAAGUAUUCAUACAGGGCACAAGCCGUAUCAGUGCCUAGAAUGUGGAAAGCGAUUUGGUCGGAGAUCCUAUCUCACUUCCCAUCAAAGACUUCAUACAGGGGAGAAACCAUAUCAGUGCUUGGAAUGUGGAAAGAGCUUCAAUCAGAGCUCUGGUCUCACAUCCCAUCAAAGAAUUCAUACAGGGGAGAAACGUUUUCAGUGCUUCAAAUGUGGAAAGAGCUUCAUUCACAAGGCUAGUCUCACUUCCCAUCAAAGAAUUCAUACAGGGGAGAAACCAUAUCAAUGCUUCGAAUGUGGAAAGAACUUCAGAAAAAGUGUCCAUCUGACUUUCCAUAAAAGAAUUCAUACAGGGGAAAAACCAUAUCACUGCUUGGAUUGUGGAAAGAGCUUCAGUAGAAAGGACAAUCUCACUUCCCAUCAAAGAAUCCAUACAGGGGAGAAAUUGUAUCAGUGCUUGGAUUGUGGAAAGAGCUUCAGCAGAAAGGACCAUCUCACUUCCCAUCAAAGAAUUCAUAUGGGGAGAAACCAUAACAGUGCUUGGAAUGUGGAAAGAGCUUCAGAGGACCAUGCCCACUUUCCAUCCCAGAACUCACGGCAGGGAGAAUACUGUCGGAUUUCAGAGCUCCCCGUUGGUCGAUCUUUGUGUCGCGGGGGGGCAGGUCCUCGCUUUCCUCCCCCCUUCCUGCAAGAGGGGGAGGGGCUGUCGUCUCCUUUGCAAAUGCUGCCUCGGCGGCGCCUUCUGCGCGCUGGCUUCCUGAGAGGUCAGAUGGAUGAGAGAGACUCAGCUGGCCCUGAAGGAGGAAGAGGCCCGGCCAUGGAAACUGGGAGCAGUCGGGGAUUAUGGGAAAACUCAGUGCAGAAGCUCCCAGGAGAGGAGCACACCCUCCGCUCAGAUGUGCAGAGCCAGCAGUUCAGGCAGUUCUGUUCCCAGGAGGCCAAAGGACCCCGUGAGGUUUGCAGCCAACUCUACCACCUUUGCCACCAGUGGCUGAAGCCAGAAAGGCACACGAAAGCUGAGAUGCUGGACCUGGUGAUCUUGGAGCAGUUCCUGGCUGUCCUUCCAGCGGAGAUGGAGAGCUGGGUGAGGGAAUGCGGAGCGGAGACCAGUUCCCAGGCCGUGGCCCUGGCCGAAGGUUUCCUCCUGAGUCAGGCGGAGGAGAGGAAGCAGGUGGAGAAGAAGCAGGAAAAGGAUCUGGUUGCAGAAAUGGGCUCCAAUUACUCUGAGGCAGAGAGGACUCUGUUGGACAUCAGAGAGAGUUCACUAGGUGAAAGAAGAAUGCCGGCAAGACCUCCUCACCCGUCUUUUCCUGGUGGUGGAGAGGAAGCAGCAGCUGUAGAAGCAGAUCAGGGUCCUCUGUGCUUUGAAGAUGUAGCUGUGCAUUUCACGGCUGAGGAGUGGGCGUUGUUGGAUCCUGACCAGAGAGCUUUGCAUAAGGAAGUCAUGGAGGAGAAUCGUGGGAUCAUGGCCUCCCUUGGUGGUGUUGAAUUGGAAAUGAAGAACAAGGGAGACCAUGACAAAAUUCACACAGUAGAGAAACCAUAUGAAUAUUUGGAGUGUGGAGAGAACUCCAUCUCCCUUUCCACUCCCUAUCAAAUAAAUCCUAUUGGGAUGAAACCAUAUCAGUGUUUGGAAUGUGGAAAGAAAUUCAGUCAGAGCUCCAAUCUCACUUCCCACCAAAGAAUUCAUACCGGGGAGAAACCAUAUCAGUGCUUAGAAUGUGGAAAGAGAUUCAGUCAGAGCUCCAAUCUCACUUCCCACCAAAGAAUUCAUACCGGGGACAAACCCUAUCAGUGUUUGGAAUGUGGAAAGAGAUUCAGUCAUAGCUCCGGUCUCACUUCCCAUCAAAGAAUUCAUACCGGGGAGAAACCCUAUCAGUGUUUGGAAUGUGGAAAGAGCUUCAGUCAAAGCUCCAGUCUCACUUCCCAUCAAAGAAUUCAUACAGGGGAGAAACCCUAUCAGUGCUUCGAAUGUGGAAAGAGCUUUAGUCACAUGGCCAUUCUCACUUCCCAUCAAAGAAUUCAUACAGGGGAGAAACCUUAUAAAUGCUUUGAAUGUGGAAAUAGCUUCAGAAAAAGCAUCCAUCUCACGGUCCAUCUAAGAAUUCAUUCAGGGCAGAAGCCAUAUCAGUGCUUGGAAUGUGGAAAGAGCUUCGGUACAAAGAAUCAUCUGACUAUCCAUCAAAGAAUUCAUACAGGGGAGAAACCCUAUCAAUGCUUUGAAUGUGGAAAGAGCUUCAUUCACAAGGUCAGUCUCACUUCCCAUCAAAGAAUCCAUACAGGGGAGAAACCCUAUCAGUGUCUGGAAUGUGGAAAGAUCUUCAGUCACAGUGGCUCUCUCAGUUUACAUCAAAGAAUUCAUACAGGGCAAAAGCCAUAUCUGUGCUUAAAAUGUGGAAAGAGAUUCGAUCGGAGCUCCACUCUCACCAACCAUCAAAUAACUCAUACAGGGGAGAAAUCAUAUCAGUGCUUGGAAUGUGGAAAGAGCUUCACCCAGAAGCAAAGUCUCACUGCCCAUCAGAGAAUUCAUACACUGGAGAAACCAUUUCAAUGUCAAGAGUGUGGAAAGAGCUUCAGUUGGAAGGAAAGUCUCAAUUCCCAUCAAAGAAUUCAUACAGGGGAGAAACCAUACCAAUGUUUGGAAUGUGGAAAGAACUUCAAUCAUAGCUCCAAUCUCACCUCCCAUCAAAGAAUCCAUGCAGGGGAGAAACCCUAUAAGUGUCUGGAAUGUGGAAAGUGCUUCAGUCGGAAGGACAAUCUCAUUUCCCAUCAAAGAAUCCAUAUGGGGAGAAACCAUAACAGCGCUUGGAAUGUGGAAAGAGCUUCAGAGGGCCAACCUCACUUUCCAUCCAAGAACUCUCAGCAGGGAGAAUAGUUGAAUUGUACGAUCAUAGUGUUGAAAGACGGAGACAGCAUCUUAAAAAGCAGAGACAUCAGCUUGCCGACAAAGGUCCGUAAAGUUAAAGCUAUGGUUUUCCCAGUAGUGGUGUAUGGAAGUGAAAGCUGGACCAUAAAGAAGGCUGAUCGCUGAAGAAUGGAUGCUUUUGAAUUAUGGUGCUGGAGGAGACUCUUGAGAGUCCCAUGGACUGCAAGAAGAUCAAACGUAUCCAUUCUUAAGGAAAUCAGCCCUGAGUGCUCCCUGAAAGGACAGAUCGUGAAGCUGAGGCCCCAAGACUUUGGCCACCUCAUGAGAAGAAAAGACUCCCUGGAAAAGACCCUGAUGUUGGGAAAGAUGGAGGGCACAAGGAGAAGGGGACGACAGAGGACGAGAUGGUGGGAAAGUGUUCUCGAAGCUACCAGCAUGAGUUUGACCAAAGUGCGGGAGGCAGUGGAAGACAGGAGUGCCUGGCGUGCUCUGGUCCAUGGGGUUACAAAGAGGUGGACACCACUAAACAACCAAAACAGUGUUGGAAGGGACUCUGAGGGUCAUCUAAUGUAACCCCAUGCAUUGCAGGAAGCUCAGCUAAAGCAUCCAUGACCAGGGCUGAUAUUUUUCAGCUGGAGCUCACCAGAGCUCUGCUCUGGCUCCUCUCAGGUGGGUGCCAUUGCCAUUCUAGGAAAACAAGGGAGAAGUUCAUGGUGUGUUCUGGCACCUCUUUUUCUAGAAAAAUAGCACUGUCUGUGACAGAUCGUCAUUCAGCCUCUCCAAUCAAGAACAGUCCAGCACCUUCUGCUGAAGUCUGUUCUACAGUGAUAUCACACUUUCUGUUAGAAAGUUAUGCCUGCUAUUUAGCUGGAAUCUCCUUUCCUGUAACUUGAAGUCAAUGGCCUCAGUCCUAACCUCUGUGGCAGGAGAAAA
Messenger RNA from Podarcis raffonei (Aeolian wall lizard), 5155 nucleotides. RefSeq names its product zinc finger protein 850-like. The transcript has 13 exons. Bases 86 to 4231 code for a protein of 1381 amino acids. Lineage: Eukaryota; Metazoa; Chordata; Lepidosauria; Squamata; Lacertidae. Gene Ontology annotation, biological process: regulation of transcription by RNA polymerase II. Gene Ontology annotation, molecular function: DNA-binding transcription factor activity, RNA polymerase II-specific; RNA polymerase II cis-regulatory region sequence-specific DNA binding. The record is from RefSeq and is a predicted model, not a curated record.